AUGGCGGACGACGCGGAUCUGGCGGGCUUGUUGCCCACCAUCAAAUGCUCGAAUUGCAACAUGAACGUUGAGAUCUCGGCCAUGGGAGAGCACGUCUGUCAAAAACAGACGCCCCGUAUGCGUGUGUCCCCCCUCCCCCCCCCUUCGCCUGCCAUGGCAGCCCUGUGCAGGACACGACUGACACCGUUUCGUCAGCUUCGCCGCCUCCAGAACCCGAAUCGCAAGCAUCAUCGAAGCCUGGCAGGCAGGGACCUCCUCCGCGAAUCGAUCCUUCUGCAGCUAGUCAGUCCAACCCGUCACUCUACGACUGUGGAUGUUGUGUUGACCGUCGAUUCCUCUCUAGAUCGGCCAUUCUUGCGACCUGAUGAUGUCCUGACCCCGUCGAGUACCCCCGGUUCUCAUUCUGUGUCCCCUUCUCCGGGGACAAAAUCGCCGCAUCGACCUGGUCCGCCACCGCGGAGCAACACCGUACCGCUUCCUCCAGAUCCUCCAUCUCCCGAACUCACCAAUCUCGACUGCGCAUUUCCUCCCUUCCCGUCGACCCCAGCAAGGGACAGGAAGACGAAUCCGACCAGCCCUCGUCCACCCACGGCUGCACCACGGUCACCGCGACCAGCGGAGUCCAAUACCCAAGGGUCGAAUGGGACGCAUAGCCGCGGUAUGUCGACCGAUAGUAAGGGUACUUUUCGAACGUCGGUUGCGAGCAGUCGUUACGGCGAUCCAAUCUCGCGUCCAUCCACGUCUCAUUCCCUGCGACGACCGUCAGUGGGCGGCUCUCGUCCUCGAAAUGUUAUGGACGAAGUGCCUCCCAUACCAACCGGGCCGUUGAAGAGCUUCCGACGGGAUUCUCAAAUGAGCGCGGCGGAGUCGACUGUCGCCGGUAGUCCUCCAAAAACGGCGAAAGGAGGUUAUGGUGGAUUAGAUUUGGAGUUGACGGAGGACCCUGAACCCUAUGAAGACGCCAGCGUUCGCUCAAGCAAUUCUAAUCCGACUCCCAACCCCUUCCCCCGAUCCCAGACAAUGCCUGUGAGAAGUGAAACACCGGAGGACCUUGAAGAGCCUCCCGAAGCGCUCUCGAGAAGGCCUACAGAACCUGUCAAUUCUCUCAUGAGAGAUUCAUUGUUUCUUGACGUGCCGUCGACGAUCACCAACACGGAGAGCAAGAAGGAUGCCGAGGGAGGUUUAACGGUUUCCAAUUUCGCCAGAGCACUGGAUUUAGACAACCCAUAUCAUGCUACGGAGGAGUCAACAUCGUCGACUGAGUCGUCUCACUCAGAUAAUGGCAGCGGAAGCUCGCUCUCCAGCCCGCCCUCGGAGACAGACCGAAAACCGUCGGAGCUGAGCCAGAUUGACGAGAUGCUUCAGGACCUGCAAAUGAACCAGAACGCGUCUCCCGGUGAUGAGAAGCCCCCCGCCACUCGAACGUCGGAUCUCGAGCCUCCGCGGCUCACAGACCCUUCACUUCGGGGCCCUGAUUCACCCACCGAUCCUGCGCUGGAACGAGGUUUAUUUUCGGAGAGGGGCGCGCCUCCCAAGUCGCCAUUGAGGCCGAAGACGCCCCCUGCAGAGCCGAUUCCGCGCCCGCCCACUGCCACAGGCCAAAAGCGUCGUUGUCGCGGUUGUGGACAGCCUAUCACGGGGAAAUCGGUGUCGUCUGCUGACGGUCGUCUAACGGGGCGGUACCACAAGGCCUGCUUCGUCUGCCACACUUGCCGGGCUCCGUUCCUGACAGCCGAUUUCUACGUGCUGGACGACCACCCCUACUGCGCUCAGCAUUACCACGAACUAAACGGCUCGCUGUGCGCGACGUGCAACCGCGGAAUCGAAGGCCAAUACCUCGAAACGGUGGAAAAGAGCGGCAGGGGCGCCAAGUUCCAUCCUGACUGCUUGACGUGCCGGACCUGCAAGAUCGUGCUGCGCGGCGACUAUUUCGAAUGGAACGGACAGGUCUACUGCGAGCGGGAUGCACGGCGGGCAGCCGCCAUGACGCCUCCUCCUCCUCCUCCCGGCCGACGACCGACGAUGCCGUCCUCUCCGCUGGCGCGGCCUCCAGGAUACCCUCCGGGUGGCCCUCCACCACCAGGACGGGGAGGACCUCGACAAGGUCCACCCGGUCCUCGUGGUCCUCCUCAUGGUCCUCGUGGUCCUCCGGGUCCUGGCGGUCGUGGCGGACCCGGUCCUGGAGGACCUGGAGGCCCCAGGGGCCCUGGAGGCCCGCCGCCUCCGAAUAAUCCAGGUCCAGGCCAGUCUCCCGGCCCGCGUCGCUUCCCGGAGAGGAGAACCACCAAGCUGAUGAUGAUAUGA
This is a messenger RNA of Rasamsonia emersonii CBS 393.64, 2304 nucleotides long. Its product is annotated as LIM domain protein. NCBI's taxonomy places the organism in Eukaryota, Fungi, Ascomycota, Eurotiomycetes, Eurotiales, Trichocomaceae. The coding region runs from base 1 to 2304 and encodes 767 amino acids. The transcript has a single exon. The record is from RefSeq and is a predicted model, not a curated record.